Molecule: messenger RNA, 364 nt
Organism: Gopherus flavomarginatus (Mexican gopher tortoise)
Lineage: Eukaryota; Metazoa; Chordata; Testudines; Testudinidae
Product: zinc finger protein 707-like
Exons: 3
Coding region: 31-315 (94 amino acids)
Biological process (GO): regulation of DNA-templated transcription
Source: RefSeq, a predicted model, not a curated record
CCCACUCAGAGAGCCCUCUACUGGGAUGUCAUGCAGGAGAACUAUGAGACUGUGACCUCGCUGGGCCAGAGAAUAACAUCCAUGUUUCGCUGCAGAUCAUCUCGUCCUCCCAGGGGCAAGGAAAUGGCUGCAAUGAAGCUGGCUCAGGGGCCGGUGACCUUCGAGGAGGUGGCUGUGUAUUUCUCCAGGGAAGAGGGGACUCUGCUGGACCCCACUCAGAGAGCCCUCUACAGAGAUGUCAUGCAGGGGAACUAUGAGACGAUGGUCUUGCUGGGUAAGGAUUCCUGUCCCUUCUGUUCUUGGAAGGGGAAAUGAAGAGUGAAGGUUCAUGCCACCCCCACAAUGCCAUCUGUACCCUGUCCUG